AUGGCUCCUACUUCAAGUAGCCUAUGUGCUGGAUGUCGGCAAAAAAUAAUCGGCCGUCAUAUUACCUGCUCUUCAGAGGUUUGCAGAAAAAUAUAUGACGUUACUUGCGCAAAGGCUGACAAAAUCACCCGAGCUGAACUAGAUGCGUGGAUCUGCCCUGAGUGUCGGGCCUCUAAGAGGAAGACUGGGGAUUCUUCAACGCCUGUACGGGCUGUAACAUACGAGGAUCCAGAUGGUGUCACACAUCGAAAGAAAACUACCACAAGACUAGAAACCCCAGAACCAACUGAAACUACAUCUGUUCCUGGGGGUUUUUACCAAGCUCUGUAUAAUGAAUUCAAGGCUUUGCGGGAGUGCUUUGAAGAAUUUAAGCCUGAAGUUUAUUCUCGGUUGGACGCGAUCAACUUGGCUCUUCUAGAGAAUGCGAAAAGAAUGGAAGUAAUCGAAAGCAAGCAGGACACUCUGGAGCGCAGACAAACAGAUCUAGAUGUCAAACAGCAAAUACUGGAACAACGAAAUCAGGAACUGGAAAUGUCGGUGAAGACGUUGGAGGUUCAAAUGUCUUCCUUGAUGCAGAAAGGUCUUAGGAAGGAGGUGGAAAUUAUGGGAAUCCAAGAGAACACAACUGAACAACCUGCACAUUUAGCCUUUGUCAUUGCCGCUAAAAUAGGUGUGACUCUUGACCCCAGUGAUAUCGAAGAGGCCUCCAGGGCCGGGCCGCGCCGGAGUACUGCUGACCUUAAAGAUAAAUAUAUCUCACGUCCACUUGUGGUGAGGUUUGCGAAGACAUCUGUUCGAGAUAGCUUCCUGAAGGAAGCAAGAGCAAGACGUAACCUGAAAAGCAAUGAUAUUGUCGAAGGUUGUCCCGAGCAGAGAGUGUACGUCAAUGAAAGGCUUACUACUGAAAACCGACAUUUAUUUCGCGCAGCCAGAGAAAGGGCAAAUGCCUGUGACUUCAAGUUUUGCUGGGUCAAAAACGGAUCCAUCUAUAUUCGUAAGAAGGAAGGCAGCCCAGCUGUGCGCAUUCAGUCGCAGAACGAUUUACUCGGAUUGGCUGGACAGACUGAGUCCACUUCUUGA
Messenger RNA from Amyelois transitella, 1080 nucleotides. RefSeq lists its product as uncharacterized. The coding region runs from base 1 to 1080 and encodes 359 amino acids. The transcript has a single exon. The record is from RefSeq and is a predicted model, not a curated record. Lineage: Eukaryota; Metazoa; Arthropoda; Insecta; Lepidoptera; Pyralidae.